UUACAAUUCUCCGGAACAAACAAACCAUUGACCUCGACUUCAACCUACACCUGCUACCACAAUACCGCCCAACUUCUUCAGUCCCAUCGAGUCUUAGACCUUCAACACCAAACCCCAUCUACUGUCGACACUUCUAGCAGUCCCUCCUCCAGCUCUUCCGCGAUGUAUCCCACCCUCCCCCUCCAACGGGGCAUUCUCAAGAGAUCCUCAUAUUACCACCCCGACUACCGUACUGGAGCCGCGCUCAACCGAGCAAGACGUCCGUACUUGUUCAAAAACAUGGUCACGGGAGUAGCCAUCUUUGGAUUCGCAAUUGGAGUUUUCGCAUUCACCCUCCACGCCGUCGGUCAAGAUUCGUUCGACGACGUGAUCGUUCCAGACGCCCCUGCUGCGAAACAAUCCCCAAAGACACCCACGGCGCAAGCAAAUGGAAUGAGAUCGUGAAAGGUCCCACCAUCACCAUCACCUCUGUCGCUGUCGCCGUCACCAUUGCCAGACGACUCGCCUUUGUAACCGGGAGAGCGCUUGCGGUGCAGUACCCCAUUUUGGAGAAGAAGCAGAAGAAGAUGAAAGACGAAAGAUGAGAGAGAUACUCCGCUCAAUCACUCAAGCUACUACCCAAACAUAAGUUUCCCAACACCAUUCGAAUCCCUUGAGGGAAACUUCCGACACCGAGACAGAACCACAAUAGUUCUCAUAAGAGCGAAGAUGGAACCGGACACGAAUACAGAAAUAUGGUGGCACAAAUAUGUAUGUUGAAAUUGUAUCUAUACAACGUCAGGAGACACUGUGAGGAGCGCACCACAACUACAACAGCACGCCACUCUUGCAGACAGGCAUUGUUUCAAUACGAGAAUAGGCACUUGUAUAUAUAUUUCUGACCUAACUUGAUCCCACAGAAAGAAAAAAUAACGAUUGAUGAUAAGCCAGAGAAAAUGACAAUGGCCUUGAGAAGGAGGGGGAGAACAAUAUCCAGGAAUCAUAGACUAGCUGAGAUGAAGGAGGUAGUCAAGUUACCAGGAGGACAUAUAGCAUUUGACUGAGCAAGAUUUAUAUCGUACAAGUUUCGUUCAACAAUGGCCUUGUGACUGUGGUUGUGAUUAUGAACAUAGCACAAAGCCAUCAUUUCAUCCACCAUCAUCACAGGAAUGUACAUAAACCAUUAUUUCAAUUAUAG
Messenger RNA from Exophiala oligosperma, 1177 nucleotides. RefSeq lists its product as uncharacterized. NCBI's taxonomy places the organism in Eukaryota, Fungi, Ascomycota, Eurotiomycetes, Chaetothyriales, Herpotrichiellaceae. The record is from RefSeq and is a predicted model, not a curated record. The transcript has 3 exons. The coding region runs from base 163 to 444 and encodes 93 amino acids. Gene Ontology annotation, biological process: mitochondrial respiratory chain complex IV assembly. Gene Ontology annotation, cellular component: mitochondrial inner membrane.